AUGGAAAACAUAGUGAGAAAGCGCUUGGGCGAGAAUGCCUUAGAAUCCAUUAAUGACUACCGACUCUGCUCAUGGCUCAGCCACCAAGAGGAUGUCCACCGAAUGGUCUUCUACAUCGCUGACAGUCAUUGCAGUCCCUCUGCAUGGACUCGGCGUUGCCUGCGCCAGGCCGACUGCGUUGUUCUUCUCGCUCUUGCUUCCGCUGAUGACCCUACAAAGCUUUCACCCAUCGAACAAGCGCUGAGCGGCCUCACUACGAAGGUGACAAAGAUACUCGUUCUCCUCUAUCCGCUGGAAACAGAGUAUCCACCUGCAAAACGCACCGCAGCUUGGCUUAACGCUCGACCUUGGGUUACACAACAUUACCAUAUUCGUUGCCCUCCUCGUGUCCUCAACCCUACAGUGAAGAACCUUAUUAAGUUUUAUAGUCAAGUUUUCCUUUUGGAAGAACCGAAUCAGCACUCGGAUAUGUCACGACUGGCGAGAUAUCUCACUGGGCAGGCGGUGGGAUUGGUGCUUGGUGGAGGAGGGGCCAAAGGUGCUGCUCAUGUGGGAGUCAUCCGUGUGCUCCAGGAGGCAGGAAUCCCUAUUGACAUGGUCGGUGGAACAAGUAUUGGGGCGCUAAUAGGUGCAAUGUGGUCUGAGGAAACGCGAGUAGCGCAAUUAUCUCAACGCUCACGCGACUUUGCGCGUGUCUUCAAGUCCAUCUGGCCCAAACUGAGGGACAUCACGUAUCCCACAGUUUCCCUCUUUUCGGGUUACGAGUUCAAUUCCCACAUUGAAUCCAUUUUCAAAGAUCGCCAAAUUGAGGAUUUGUGGGUGCCUUACUUCUGUGUCACUACGGAUAUCAGCAACUGUAAGAUGCGAGUCCAUACCAGUGGUAAGUCUCUCAGAUUUCGCUUAUCUUUUAGCAUGGACUUGCAUAUACAAUUAUGUAACUGA
Molecule: messenger RNA, 942 nt
Organism: Hydatigera taeniaeformis
Lineage: Eukaryota; Metazoa; Platyhelminthes; Cestoda; Cyclophyllidea; Taeniidae
Source: the annotation of a GenBank genome assembly